Molecule: messenger RNA, 1758 nt
Organism: Saccostrea echinata
Lineage: Eukaryota; Metazoa; Mollusca; Bivalvia; Ostreida; Ostreidae
Exons: 5
Coding region: 7-549 (180 amino acids)
Source: RefSeq, a predicted model, not a curated record
AACAAUAUGGCGGCAAGCGGGGGCCAAUUGCAACUUUUUUGUGGCGUUUCUGUUGCCCUUUUAUUCUUUUUCCUUCUUCAUUGUGAUUUUAUCUGCACUUCAAAACCAACGAUUGCUAUAAAACAAUCCAUGCCUCUUACAUCAGAUUGUACUGAUAACAAUGGUGCAGUUGUUGGUCAUGAAGCAACAUGGCCUACCUCAACUGGUUCCUGUGAUAAGAAUAAAUGUUGGCAUGGAACACUGAAGAAAUUUGUUAUAAAAUACAGUUGCCCCUCCCUGAAGACCGGAGAAAAUCCAGAUAGUGACAAUUGUUUUGAAACAUCCAAUUCAGCUUUAAGUUUCCCAGACUGCUGUCCAACACUUAGUUGUAAUUCCUCUGUACCAUUGACAACUCUGGCUCCAACAGCUUGUUAUGAUCUGAGCUCAGAUUUUGCCUGCAGUGUGUGGUCAAACAUGACCAGUGGGUGUCGCAAUGGAACCGAUGGUUAUGGAGACCGGAUAUACAACUACACAACCAUCUUCUGUAGGAAAACCUGCGGAUUUUGUUAGAUAGUUGAACCCAUCAAGUGAAGAUUAUGCAUUCCGUCCAGGAGAAUUUGCAAUCAGAACAUUUUUGUUUUAUCUAUGUGCAUAUAGUACCUCUCUUUUUUAACAUAUUCUCCUCAAAAGAUUUUUUUUGUAAUUGAUUGUACUAUUGUAUUUCAAUAUUUGUAAUUCCACUUGGAGCUUCUCUAUGUUAGAGUAUCAACAUUUGAAAUGUUUUGCUUACACAUACCAAAGUAUUUUCAAAGCAUAUAUUUUAUAUUUAUAUACCAUUAACAGUAAAUGUUUAUGUCAAUGAAUGUACAAUUUUUUUAUCCUUUAGUAACGUGAUUGUUUAUUAGAAAAGCAUUGAGUUUUUUGUGUGUGUGUGUGAAAGUUGUUAUCUGUAUUCAAAGGACAAGGUACGUUAGCGGUCAAAUUUGGCCCCUUUUUUGAUAUAAAAAUCAAAACACAGUUGAGAUUGUGAUAGUUUACAGUUCAGAACUCUAAAUGACAAAAUAAUCCCAAAGAAGGACAUUUUACUGAAUAUCCUCAAUUCUGAUUGAAUUUUGUUAAAUUUUAGAUACUUUUCACUUUGUGAAACAUAGAGCAAAAACUUGCCUAUCUGUGAUUUUUAUACAGAAGAUGCAUCUGAUACUAGUAUAUGAAAUAUAUAAAUAUGGUAGAUAGGCAAGCAUGUGCUCUAUGUUUUCUGACAAAAAGUGUUCUUUAAAAUUGAAAAAUUUGUAUAAAAAUGAGAAAAUUCCAAAAUUGACAUAUUUUGUGACCAUUGUGCAUCCCAUAAACUAGAAUUAAUGUUCAUUUUGUAACAGGGAUGACAACAGGUACAUGUAUUUUGAUUAUGAACUAUUGCAUCAUUCUUAGAGACACUCCAAACCUGGGGCCAAGAAGGGGUCUUAGCCUAUCUUGUCCUUCAAAUUAUUUAUAAUACUUAUUUUAUUUCAGUCUGUGAUUUUACUUAUUAUUUUUACUGUAUACAGGGAAAUUUUGUCCCUCUUUUAUUUUCGCCCUUGUCACAAGUAGGAUAAUUUGAAAUGGGGCAAAGUUGUUUCCAAGUGUGACAGGGCAGAAAUUACAUGGGGCAAAAACCACCCUGUAUACAGUAUUGCUUAAUAUUGUUUUGAUAUUACUGUUUUGGGGCAGGUCCCACUUUUCAGAUCAGGAUUUUUUUUUUUGUUGCAAAGAAAUAAAAGUAUAAAUUAUCUAAAUACAGAA